AAACUAUUUAUACAUAUAUUACCAUUAGAUUCUCCUAUUUAAAAUAUGAAGAAAGAUAUAGAUAUGUCAUUAAAUGAAAAACAAUUCAUUAUUGAAGCUUUAAAUAAUAAUAUUAGACUGGAUGGCAGAGAAUUUAAUGCCUGGAGAGAUCUAAACCUGAGAUUUGGUAAUAAUUAUGGACAAGUAGAGGUAUCACUUGGAAAGACGAGAGUUUUUGUCUGUAUCUCAGCAGAAAUUACAGAACCUUAUCCAGAUAGACCUUAUGAAGGGAUAUUUAUGAUUGACAUAGAGUUAACAUCAGUAGCCCAAUCGUCAAUUGAGUCAGGAAGAUCAUCAGAAGAAACACAGAUUAUUAGUGUUAUUGAUAAGGCGAUAAAGAAAUCUCGUAUGCUCGAUAAAGAAUCGUUAUGUAUUGUUUAUGGACAUUAUUGUUGGAGUAUACGUGCAGAUGUUCAUUAUUUGAACCAUGAUGGUAAUCUUAUAGAUGUAACAUGUAUUGGAGUAGUAGCAGCAUUGCUUCAUUUUAGAAAGCCGGUUGUUAGUGUGAAGGGAGAUGAAGUUAUUAUUCAUCCUAUGGAGGAGCGAGUUCCUGUUCCUCUAGUUCUAACACAUAUUCCAAUAUGUGUUACUUUUAGUUUUUUUAAUAAAGGACAAAUAUUACUUAUGGAUACGACAUUACAAGAGGAAAGGUUAAGAGAGGGAUGUAUGAUUAUUACUUUAAAUAAAAAUAAAGAAAUUUGUCAAAUAUCAAAACCAGGAGGAAUUACUGUAGAAACAUCAGAUAUUUUUAAAUGCCUAGAUCUUGCAUUGAAAAAAACAUUAGAAAUUACAAAUUAUCUUAAUAAGAAAUUAGAAGAAAAUGAACAAAUUAAUGGAUACAUAUAAUAAUGAAAUCAAGAAUAAAUAUACGGCACAUGUUUGCGUGUUUUAU
Pneumocystis carinii B80 is the source of this 931-nucleotide messenger RNA. RefSeq lists its product as hypothetical. NCBI's taxonomy places the organism in Eukaryota, Fungi, Ascomycota, Pneumocystomycetes, Pneumocystales, Pneumocystaceae. The transcript is spliced from 4 exons. The record is from RefSeq and is a predicted model, not a curated record. The coding region runs from base 46 to 885 and encodes 279 amino acids. Gene Ontology annotation, biological process: nuclear polyadenylation-dependent rRNA catabolic process; U5 snRNA 3'-end processing; nuclear mRNA surveillance. Gene Ontology annotation, cellular component: nuclear exosome (RNase complex); cytoplasmic exosome (RNase complex).